AUGAGCAAAUCCCGUCAUGCAGCAAUUGUCGGCGAAGUGGUCUUGCCACGGAACUACCUCGAGACGUUAGAACAAAGAGUAAUUCUGUUGGAAGCACAGCUGAAAAAGGCCCAGUCCAGUGUUACCAAUGGCCCAAGUCCUUCAGCAAGUAGUCAGGCUGCGUCUACUUCAGAUCAAGCUAGUACGACUGCCAUUGACGAGAGAUUUGAACUCGAUGAUCUCUCGUCCAUGAUUGGGACUCUGAGCCUGAACGCGGCUGGGGCCGAGCCAAGUUAUCUUGGGGCAUCGUCUGCGUUCGCUUUCGCACGCUUCAUGAAGCCCUCUAUUCGCCAAGCAGUUGCAUCACUACCACCGGAAAUCUCUUCAAUUUCGAGAUCCCAAUCUCAUGGCCAUGCAUCGUAUCCUCCAGAACCUUGCCCGCUGCCAGACUAUCAGACAGCUGUCAAGUUGAGCAACGCUUAUUUUCAGAACAUCCAUCCCCAGUACCCAUUCUUGCAUGAACCGACAUUUAGACUGUGGGAGACGGUCUUGGAAGACCCCUUCGAAGCGAUGAGUAGCCUUGGUUAUGACCCUGUACCUCUCUACUUCCUCAAUAUGGUUUACGCCAUAGGAGCUCUCCUAAAACCCGGCUUGGGCUACUCAGCAGAGCAACUUUAUGUCUCUGCCAUGCUCUACAUAGAUGAGAUCAUUUGUAAUGACAACCUGGAGUGCAUACAAGCGAUCCUUUGUUCAGCAGCCUAUUCUUUACGCUCGGCAAAAGGCACGUCGCAUUGGAAGCUUGGAGGCCAAGCUCUCCGACAAUGUGUCAACCUUGGCUACCAUCGCAAUCAGAAGCGACUACGGUCUACCCUCAACCCAUUGCAAAGAGAGCUCCAGAAGCGAGCCUUUUGGAGCGCAUACGUGAUGGAGUGCUCGGCUGCAGUUAUGUUGGGAAGGCCGCUGAGUCUUCAUUACCAGGAGAUAGAUGCUGAAUUUCCAUUGGACAUCAAGGAGUCACAAAUAUCCUCAACCGGUAUCUAUGGCGCCCCAAGGUCAUUAACCUCCGAGCCGUCGACGAUGAUGACCCAUGCCAUUCAUGGAUUCCGUAUACGUGCGUUGAUAGGACGCAUUCAAACCACUUUGUAUUCUGACAGCACUCUGAGAGAUGCCACAAUCCGCCAAGCCCUUAUUGAACAUCUCUCGGACGAAUUAGAGGAAUGGUAUGCCGCACGUCCUCCCCCAAUGACACCCCCUGAUGGUGGUGCACUCUCAUUUUUCGUCAGUGCAGAUUGGUAUGAAGCAAACUACAACUAUGCCGUACUACAACUCUUCCGGCCACAAAUCACGGACACAAAGACUUCAGCAUCGGAUGGGGUCUUUCUGAAGUGUCUAAACACUUCGAGGCAGACAUGCCACAUCUUCCGACGUCAAUACUUUGGGAAACCUAUGGCCUACACAUGGAGUGCCUUGCAUGAACUCUUCCUCGCCGGACUAACAUACCUGUACUGUCUGUGGAUGUCACCCGCAGCACGACAAGUAUCUCGACAUGACGAAGUCAGCAACACUUGUACAGACUGUACCAUGGUUCUGGUGAUCCUUGCUGAGCGGUGGCCCGAAGCUGCGCCUUUUCGCAAUAUCUUUGAAGUGCUUGCAAGCCGAACAAUGACGAUGAUGACUGAUUCGCAUCAAGGAAAGGAAGUAAUGCCUAUUGCAAUAGGUCCGGAACAGGAGACAUAUCCGGAAGGCUUGUCGCAGUGGAUGGCUGGAAUGUCUGAUACGGGUAUAACUACUGGGGUGGACUGGUUGCUGAGCGAGCUCAUAGACGAGUUCCCAGCUCCUGAAUAA
Molecule: messenger RNA, 1824 nt
Organism: Fusarium oxysporum Fo47
Lineage: Eukaryota; Fungi; Ascomycota; Sordariomycetes; Hypocreales; Nectriaceae
Product: transcription factor domain-containing protein
Exons: 5
Coding region: 1-1824 (607 amino acids)
Biological process (GO): DNA-templated transcription; positive regulation of transcription by RNA polymerase II
Molecular function (GO): zinc ion binding; DNA-binding transcription factor activity, RNA polymerase II-specific; sequence-specific DNA binding
Source: RefSeq, a predicted model, not a curated record